Messenger RNA from Chironomus riparius, 3009 nucleotides. NCBI's taxonomy places the organism in Eukaryota, Metazoa, Arthropoda, Insecta, Diptera, Chironomidae. The record is from the annotation of a GenBank genome assembly.
AUGAAAUUUGAUGUUCAAAAGUAUUUUAAAAUUUCAACAAUUCAUGGAUUCUGCUACAUUUCAAGGCAAUAUCAUAUUGUUGAAAGAAUUUUUUGGACCAUCGCAUUAGCAUGUUCAGUUGUUUGCUCAUUAUUCCUCAUUUCGACAUUCGUAAUUAAACUUCUUGACCUUCCAACUAUCGUAUAUCUCUCUGAUAAGGCUGUUCCAAUUUCUGCAGUAGACUUUCCAGCUGUAACGAUUUGUCCAGAUUUUUUGCCAUACCAUCCAUAUGAUUUUAAUUCUCAACACUAUCGAUAUGAGAAGCACACAGCAAAGGUUAUAAAGUAUGGCACUCAAGAAUACUUGAACGAGACAACUGACGAGAAUAAAAUUGGAAUCAAAAUUUAUACCAAAAUUUUAAAUGGAAUUGAAAAAGGAGAACUUGAUAUCCAUAAGUUUGGAUUGAAACUCUUAAAACGACUCCAAGUAGUGGAUAUGAUUACGAAUCAAGGACUAUUCGCUAAAAUAAACCUUUCAAUUCCAAAUGACGACUUUUUAAGCAUAAUUAACGAGUUUUCGAAGGAAUUUUUAAAGUCUGCAUCAGAACUUAAUGUUUUUUGGAUGGAAGAUCAGAAACAAUACGUAUCAGAGAUUUUGACAUCCGAGGGGUUAUGCCUUACCUUUAAUAUUGCAUUUUCAAAGGAUUUAUUGCAGCUCAAACGUACAUCAAAUGACUUUCAUUGUCAGCUUUUUCAUUUAAAAUAUUUUAGCGAUUCUAGUGACUUAGUUCCACCAAAGACACUCCCAAGAAAAAUUUCAUCUUCAUUUUCAGGACUUCAAAUGAAGUUUGAUGUCAUAAAGAUGCUAUUUGAUGACAUUUUUGAACGAAAUCCACACAGUCUUGUAUUUUAUAUUCACGAUCCUUACGAGUUGCCAUCGAGCAACUCAAAAAUGUUUAAUCUUGAUGCCACUCAAAGAACUAAAAUCACCAUUGAUGCAGAACUGAAUACAAUUGAUGAUUCAAUUGUUGACUAUACACCAAUAGAACGCAACUGCUACCUUGACAGUGAGAAGAGAUUGAAAUUCUUUAAGAAAUACACAAUAGCAAACUGCAUACAAGAAUGCUUGACAGAUUUCAUGAUCAAAAGCUGCGGAUGUGCUGAGUUCUUUAUGAUUCGUAAUGUAACUACUCGAAUUUGUUCAGCAAGCGAGGAGGAAUGUUAUCUUAGUGCUAGAAAUGGAUUUCUGAGUUCACAAAGCGAUUGUGGCUGUUUAAGUCCAUGCAAUCACAUCAAAUACAAACUGGAAAGCAAUCAAAUGGAUCUCGAUAGAUACAAUUACUACACUGAAGAAAAAAAGUUGGAGUUGAACAUGAGCUUCAAAAAGGACAACAUAAAUCACUUCAUUCACAAGCAGCUUUAUGAUGUCCUUGACUUACUGUCCUAUGCUGGAGGACUUUUAGGAUUAUUUGCAGGAUUUUCACUUCUUUCAUUUAUUGAACUGAUUUAUUGGUUUACAGUUCGAGCUAUAAUGAAGAACUUUCAUCAAUCAACGCGUGUCCAUCCUUUCAAUGAGAAUCAAGACAGUCAAAGGAAUUUUAUGAAUUUUAAGCAUGUAGCUCAAGACUUUUUAAAGAACUCAUCAAUACAUGGAUUGAGAUAUAUCUCAAAAAGGAAGAUUAUUGACAAAAUCUUCUGGAGUAUCUUAAUUGGCGGCUCAACAAUUCUAGGAUUGCUAAUGAUUUCAAAAACAAACGAGAAAAUUCCAAAUAGUCACAUUAUUUCGUACGACGAUAGUCUCAAGUUUAAAGGAAAUGUAAUUUUCCCAGCAAUUACAAUAAUUCCAGAGAUUACAAUCCAUAAUGACUUUCAUAAAAUGUUUAUGAUGUUUGGAGAUGAAGAUCAAAAUGAACGUGUGGCAAUUAAGAUGAAGAACCAAACAUACAAAAAUGAUGUCAUAAGACUUUUCUCAAAGUUUUGCACGUGUUUUAAAAAUUGCGUCCCAAUAGAAUAUUUUGAUGAUGAAUUGUUUCAUGAUUUUACCUCAGAUGCAAAAAAGUUGAUGCAAAGUGAACCUGAGACAGUUUGGUUUCAAGCACAGUUUUCAACUUUUAAUGAGAUUAUUAACCCAGUUUAUGCAGAAAUUAGAACGCAACUAGCGAUGGGAUACACUUUUAAUAUCAUUGAUACUAAUAAGCUGCUCAAUUUCAAAUCGAUCAAUCAAGAAUUUCAAUACUUCAAAAACGUAACAACAAAAGCACCAGACAACAUAAUUAAGACUGCAAGGAACAUCAGCGUCAGAAAAGGAACCGGAGCAAUUCUGAAAAUGAAAUUAAAAAGCCACAAACUUAACUCAACUGAAGGAUUAUGUAAAUUAAUGGGACUUUUGAUUCAUGACAUUGAUGCAUUGCCAACAUUUUUCAAACGAGAUGAUAUUAUGAGCAUUGCACCAGGUAGACUGGAUGUAGAAGUAAUUCCUGAAAUCAUCAAGACUGAUAUUGAUAUGAAGAAGAUUGACUCGUCUGUUCGAAAAUGCUACUUUGAUGGUGAAAAGUCAUUGAAAUAUUUCAACAAAUAUUCACAAAAGAACUGCAUCAUUGAAUGCUUGACAAACUUCACACUUAGCAUGUGCAACUGCACUGAUCCAUCACAACCAUUUGAGAUCGAAAACUUUUGUCAUCAAGAUUUCUACGAUCACAAUAUCUAUUGUCCAUCACAAGCUGUACAAAAGUUUGAAUCUCAAGAAAAUGUCGAAAACAGUUGUGAAUGCAUACCAACUUGCGAUUCUAUCACUUAUCAUGUCAAAUAUUCUUAUAAAUUUGCAAAAGAUGAUGAUGAAAUUGAAAUCAAUCUUCGACUGAAUUCUGAAGAUGCAAUUUUAUUCAGAAGAUAUCAACUGUUUACAUUCUCGGAUGUUGUUUCAUAUGUUGGUGGACUUUUGGGACUUUUGGCUGGAAUUUCAAUGCUUUCAAUUGUUGAAUUUUUCUAUUAUUUCUUCAUUCGUGUGCUUAUUGAUAUUUAUAGAUUUUAA